CGCAAGGAUAUGAGUCGGCGUGGCCUUAAAAGCUAUUUUCAAGAAAGGCAUCAUCUACAAAAAGGGAGGAGUCGCUUCCGGGUUCAAGCACGUGGAAACCAACAUGUAUAAUAUCAAGCGGCUCCUUCACGUCAAGGGGAAGAAGCACGUGUCGGCUACAGAAGUGGAUCUUUCCUGGGACAGCUUCAAUAAAGGGGACGUUUUCCUGCUGGACCUGGGCAAAGUGCUGAUCCAGUGGAACGGACCUUCCUGCAACAUUGCCGAAAAAUCCAGGGGAAUGGCCUUGGCCCGGAGCAUCCGGGAGGCGGCGAGAGGUGGUCAAGGCCAGAUCGGGCAUCAUUGGAUUAACGAAAAGGACUCCUCUGACUCAUGGCAGUAGACUGGGCGAAAGCUGCACCCUGGGGAGAGGCGUGGAGAGCUCAAGGAACCCACCCGGGAUGAGAAAGCGGAUGAAGUCCAGAAAGCGAAUGUCCGCCUUUACCACGUUUAUGAAAACGGCAAGGAUUUGGUGGUGCAAGAAAUUGCAACGAGGCCCCUGACACAAGACCUUCUGCGCCACGAGGACUGUCACAUUCUAGACCAGGGAGGUUUUAAAAUUUACGUCUGGCGAGGGAAAGACUCCAGCAAAGAAGAGCGGAAAGCAGCAUUUGGCCGAGCAGUGGGUUUCAUCCAAGCCAAAGGGUAUUCUCCCACAACGAAUGUCGAAGUUGUGAACGACGGAGCAGAAUCGGCUAUGUUUAAACAGCUCUUCAAAAGGUGGACCGAAAGAGGGGAGACGCAAGGACUCGGCAGGACGUACAGCAUUGGCAAAAUCGCCAAAGUGGACCAAGUAAAAUUUGACUGUGCUCAGUUGCACGCCAGACCCGAGCUGGCCGCCGAGCAGCGCAUGGCAGACGAUGCCUCUGGGAACGUGGAGGUGUGGCGAAUUGAGAAUCUUGAGAUGGCCCCAGUAGAACCCAAAACCUACGGGCAAUUCUACGGCGGAGACUGUUACCUCGUCUUGUAUACCUACAUGAAAUCCAACAGACCCAAUUACAUUAUCUAUAUGUGGCUUGGCCGCCACGCUUCUGUGGACGAAAUCACCGCUUGUGCUUUCAAUGCCGUGGAGCUGGACAGGAAACACGGGGACGAGCCCGUGCAGGUUCGAGUGACGAUGGGGAAGGAGCCCCGGCAUUUCCUCGCCAUCUUCCAAGGAAAUUUGAUCAUUUAUGAGGGAGGCACAAGCCGGGCUCAGAAGAGUGAACCAGAGCCUGCCGUCCGUCUCUUCCAAGUCAGAGGUACAGGGGAAUUCAACACGAAAACCAUUGAGGUCCCAGCCCGGGCCUCCUCAUUGAACUCCAAUGAUGUCUUCCUUCUCAAGACUAACCAAGUCUGCUAUCUGUGGUGUGGAAAGGGUUGCAGUGGGGACGAGCGAGAGAUGGCCAAGACCGUGGCUGACAUCAUCUCCAAACGGGACAAGCAGACCGUUCUGGAGGGCCAGGAGCCGGCGGAGUUUUGGUUGGCUCUGGGAGGCAAAGCCCCCUAUGCCAGCGACAAGAGGUUCCAAGAACCAGCUCCCCACUACCAGCCUCGCCUGUUUGAGUGCUCCAAUCAAACAGGGCAGUUCAUCAUGACGGAGAUUGUGGAUUUCUGCCAGGAUGAUUUGGAUGAAGACGAUGUCAUGCUUUUGGACACCUGGGAUGAGAUUUUCCUUUGGGUCGGCAAGGCUGCCAACAACUACGAAAAGAGCGAGUCUGUUUCUGCGGCCAGCGAGUAUCUGAAGACCCACCCGGCAGGGAGAGAUUUAGCAACGCCCAUCAUCAUGGUGAAGCAAGGUCACGAGCCGCUCAACUUCACCGGCUGGUUUGCUGCCUGGGAUCCGUACAAGUGGAGCGACGGCAAGUCUUACGAGGAGCUGAAGACAAGCUUAGGGGAUGUCUUGGCUAUUUCGGAGAUCACAGUGGACCUGAAAAAUGCCAACUUGCAUAGCAAUAAAACCAACAGCAAUCCAAUUCCCAAGCAGACUCCAAAUCCAGCCAGUUCGGGGCCUAAACAGAGUCCACAGACACACCAACCCCAGCCCAGCAGCAACGGUGACAACGGCAUCAUUUGCAGCAAUAACAACACCCCUGCGCUAGAGACUCUUGGAAAUGAUGCCUACCCUCGAGAGUUGCUGAUCAACAAGGCGAUGGACGACCUGCCAGAAGGGGUGGACCCCACCAAGAAAGAGUACUACCUGUCUGAUGCCGAUUUCUGCGACAUCUUCGGGAAAACCAAGGAGGAGUUCUACCAGAUGCCCAAGUGGAAACAACAGAACGAAAAGAAGCAAUUUGGACUCUUUUGAGCCAAAGACGACCUCAACCGCUCGGAACUCGUUUCAGGGACACCUGACGGGGAGGAAGGAAGAGCUGCCCGUUUCGGAGGCUCUCGAGCCUCUCCCUCCCCCCCAAAACAAGAAAAUGACUUUGAAAAUAAUCGUCCUGGAAUCAGUGCUGUUAAAAAGAAUGGCCAAUUCAUUCCUUUCCCCGCUCCACUGCAAAACAGCAACUUGGUUUUCUUCCAGUUCAUAUUAUUUAUGUCUGUGCCAAGGAAUUAGGGGAGAUUUCUGUGCCUUAGGAGUCUAGGGAAUUUAGCAUGAGGAUUCAGAGGCUGGCUGUGUUGGAAGUGAAAGCAGGGGUGUACCGCCCACGAGGGCAUGUGGUGACACAUGUCCCCUGGUGCGCGCCAUCUAAUCACAUAGGGGGGCGCUGGGGCUGGGCCAUGUUCACCGGCUCGGGGCAAUAGGCCAGGGUGCCGUUGCCAGCUCCAGGCGGUAGACCUUGGCGCCUUGCUGGCUUCGGUCAGUAAAACUGGGCACUGUCGCCAGCCUGGUGCUCCUCCAUAAGAUCAGCAGGUGGCUCGAUCUCUCCCCCCCUCCCCUCGUAUCUAGGGAAAAUGGACCCCAGGGGCGGGAAACUCAGAUUUUGCCCCAGGCUCCACUUUCCCUAGAUCAGUGAUGGCGAACCUUUUCGAGACCGAGUGCCCAAACU
Sphaerodactylus townsendi is the source of this 3008-nucleotide messenger RNA. RefSeq names its product villin-1-like. Lineage: Eukaryota; Metazoa; Chordata; Lepidosauria; Squamata; Sphaerodactylidae. Gene Ontology annotation, cellular component: cytoplasm; actin cytoskeleton. The record is from RefSeq and is a predicted model, not a curated record. Gene Ontology annotation, biological process: barbed-end actin filament capping; cytoskeleton organization; actin polymerization or depolymerization. Gene Ontology annotation, molecular function: phosphatidylinositol-4,5-bisphosphate binding; actin filament binding.